Mercenaria mercenaria is the source of this 2523-nucleotide messenger RNA. RefSeq lists its product as uncharacterized. Lineage: Eukaryota; Metazoa; Mollusca; Bivalvia; Venerida; Veneridae. Gene Ontology annotation, molecular function: zinc ion binding. The transcript has 3 exons. The record is from RefSeq and is a predicted model, not a curated record. The coding region runs from base 378 to 2147 and encodes 589 amino acids.
CAGUAAAAAAAGCAACAACAACCAUACAAAGACAUUCACCAACUGACAUCAAAACAACAAACCUAUUCAUAUGAAAUUAUAAUGAUACCUUUUACCUCUUUUAGAAGCCAACCGUGAAAACUAUAGAGUGGCAACCUUGUGAAAUGAAGCUGAUUAUGGAGUAGUAAGGCAUAUUAUAAGAAUCAUUACUUUUGGAUCAUCACUCGUAGAAGGUUUCGAACGAAAAGAAAGAAUAAUGCUGUCAUCGUAACCUAUGGAAGAGUCCAUUCCAACAUAGCGCAUCCACCUUGCAAUCAGACUACAUAUCUACAGUGUUGGGAAGCGCGCGGAUUGGUGGUAGGGGAGGAUAAUAUUGUUAGCGACUGGGCGUAUCUAAUAUGGCGGAUCAAAAAGGGAAAAUGUCGGAAAAAUACGAAGACCAAGUUCCUGGGAGGCAAAGAAAUACGGCGUCUGCGAGGAGUGAUGUUGCGUUGUGCAUGCCAUGUUCAAAGAAGAAUAGGCAAACUUCGGCGUCAGUAUAUUGUCCGACAUGCAGCGAGUUUCAGUGUUCGGAUUGUUCACAAAUUCAUGAACUUUACGCGUUCAUGAAGACCCAUCAGCUAGUGGAUACAAAUGAAGCGGGAACAAAAUCUAUUCCGUUUGAUAUGAAGGGCUUAGACCAAUGUGAUGAGCAUCAAGAAGUUUUGAAAUUCUUCUGUGAAGAUGAGAAUAAGCUUUGCUGCAGUACCUGUGCUAUUUUGGGUCACCGGAAAUGCCACAGUGUCGUAGAAAUACAGAAGAUUGCCGGAAGAUCUACAUCAACAAGUUCCAAAUUAAAGGCAAGCUUGCAGGAAGUAAGAGAGAAAGCUGAAACUGUCAUUAAAUAUGCCAAGUCGUCAAAAAAGCAACUGGAUCAAGAUGUUAAAGAAGUGUUUUUAAAUAUUAGACGAAUGCGGGAUAAUGUAUUGAAAAUGUUUGACGAUUUGGAAAUUUCGGUUGCUAAGGAUGCUGAAUCAUUUAAGACAGAAACACUCGAUAAAUUGACAAGAAAGCAGUCAGACAAUGAGAAACAUGUUGCAGAUGCAACAAAAUCUCUGGAAACAAUUGAUAACGUUCAUCAGAACGGGACGUCAUCACAACAGUUUAUACUGGAACAGAGAAUGAAGAAACAUGCGGAUGAACUUAGCAGCAACGUCGACAAGGAAUGUCAAAGGUUAGAGUCCAUGGCCGUUUCGUUUGAUUUUGAUGAAACAUUGAAAUUGCCCCCACUUUUGAUUUCUGAUUACGUUCCAGGACAACUGAUAUUAAAAUACUCCGUACCGGAAGCUGUGAAACCUAUAACACCUGCAGAUCCGAUUGUUGAAUUCACGAAGAUUACUUCCAUUGAUCUGAAGCAGACUAAAGAUGAUGUCGGAGAACCGUUAUACUCGGGACUGGAUUUCCUGCCGGAUGGUAGACUGGUUGCCGUGGAUAAUGAAAACAAGAAAUGUUUGAUUUACAAUGAGAAACUUGAGAAACUAGGAUCCUAUCAGUUGUCGUAUUAUCCACGGGGUGUUGUUGUUGUAUCUGAGGCUGAUGUGGCGAUAACAAGUAGCAGUGAAUACCAGAUAAUCUUCCUACGUGUCAGUAAAUCUAAUGACAUGACAUUUAAAAAGACAUGUAAGGUAAUCACAAAGUAUAACUCUUUAUGUAUAAAAGAUGACAGAAACUUUGUUGUUGGCAGUAUCGAUGAUACAAGGCAUGUUCGUAUUGUGUCUCUGUCAGGAGAAGAGAAAGAUUUUAGUAUCAACUUUCCAAACAAGAAAUAUCCUAGAGCCACUAGUGCGUGUACAUAUAUAAGAAACUCUGACAAAGUGGUUCUCACUGAUAAACACGAGGAUACUAUCUACAUAUAUGACAUGAAGACCAACACCAGGGUUGUUGUCAAGGACGACCAGAUCAAGAAACCAAGUGGUGUAGCUGUAGGUCCAUCUGACUGUAUCCUUGUUUGCAGUAUGGACACACAAACCAUUGUACAGAUCUCUCAAACAGGUCGGAUCCUGUCAUCGUACAAAUUAGACACAAUUUAUCCAUAUCGUCUCUGUGUUUCACAUAACAAAAAUACCCUAGCUGUCACGGCAGGUAGAGUUGGUAAAAUGAAAUUACAAUUGUUUCAACUGACAUUUUAACUUUCAUGAUUAUAUUGCUAUCGUGGAUGAUAGUAUAUUUGUGGAUCAUCUGGGGUGGUUUAUUCUAAUUAUGCUCUAAUCUAUUACUCUCAAACGAGCAUAAAUCAUUUACACUCUUGGAACACAGACUUUAAAAACAACAUAACACAAGAUUGAAUUAGGCUAGAGGGAUCGUUAGCAAACCGUCCCAAUCAACCGUUAAUAAACCCAACCAACAGAAAGAUAUACUGUCAGAAUCCAUACUGUCAAAAAUAUUACACAUCUUUUCGUUCACCGACAAAAUUUUUUAAUGAAAUUUCUAAUUAAUAAAAUAUCUUUAUGAAAACAUACUUGUAAAUUUCUGAAAAAGCUAAAGUCAGGUGUGCUGUGAGCGGGA